Sitodiplosis mosellana (orange wheat blossom midge) is the source of this 1438-nucleotide messenger RNA. RefSeq names its product acyl-[acyl-carrier-protein]--UDP-N-acetylglucosamine O-acyltransferase-like. Lineage: Eukaryota; Metazoa; Arthropoda; Insecta; Diptera; Cecidomyiidae. The record is from RefSeq and is a predicted model, not a curated record. The transcript is spliced from 8 exons. The coding region runs from base 16 to 1365 and encodes 449 amino acids.
AUCGUUUCUUACAAGAUGUUUCGCUUCAGUGACUGGACCAUGAAAAAAGCUGGCACUUAUUUUUUGACAGUGUUACUUGAAGCAGAUAAGACGCAAAUCGGUAGGUCAGUUGACGAGUAUUCGCUUUGGGAUAUUAAACUAGUUUCAUUUGUUGUGAUGAGAACCAUGAUUGAGUUUCUUACAUUUUUGUGCAUUAUGCAUGGCGUUGCGAGUUUUUCUUUUCAUAAUGUGCAGCCAGGGGCUCAAGUUCAUCGUACAGUCAGUUUAGGUCAAUUUACAAAUAUUGGUUCGAAUGUGACAAUAAAAUACAAUGCACAAAUAGGAAGUUUUGUAACGAUUUCACCAUCGACAAUAAUCGGAGAAAAUACCCAGAUCGGUAGUCAUUCUAUCGUUGGUCAACGCUGUAUUAUUGAAAAUGACGUAAUCAUUCAUAACUUUGCAAAGAUUGGGAAUGACAACACAAUUCGACGUGGUUCAAUUCUCGCUGGAUUCACAUCAAUUGGAAAUGACGUGAAAUUCGGAAAUCGAGUGAAAGUGAAUCAAUAUGCAGCCAUCGCAGAUGAAGCAGAAAUUGGAGAUGAUGAUUACUUAGAUCAAUAUGCACUGGUUGGUUUGAGUGUCAAAGUCGCACCCAAAGCGUACAUUGGUAUGUUCAGCUCUAUCCAGCCAAAUGCGAUCGUGAACGCAUUGGCAGUUAUUCACAAAUUCGUUGAAAUACCGAGUGGCGCAACAGUUAAAUACAAUGAAGUUGUAAUACGAACACCUUCGUCUUAUGAACUAUAUCAGAGAUGCUUGCCAGUAGAGAGCAUUUUAGCAGCACACAUCGAAAUUGCUGCCAGUAAAAAUACGGGAUCCGAUGCUGAAUUCAAUAAUUUAUUGCGGAGUUUAAUGGAUUCACAAAUAAAUUAUUUGAGAACAAACUGUGAACAAAUUCCCUCGAUACCAGAGAAAUUGUUUUUGAUUAAAUCAUUGUAUUUGAUUCGGUGUCAUGGCAUAGACCGUUUCAAACAAAACUUACAACAAGUUCAAGAAACUCUGAACGGCAUAUCAAAAAUGUAUGUAGGUAAUGGACAAGUGUUCAUCAAUGGUAUCAGAAUGGAGUGCACACAGUUUCAGAGAAUGAGAAGACAACUUGAAAAUGAAUAUCAUUUUGCAGAAAAUUCGGAGAGAGUCGUAUUGCAGCCCGAUAUUAAGAAGAAUUUCAUUAAGCUACUGGCCAUCGAGCAAGAUGGGGAACGUGAAUAUCGCAUCGAAAAUGACACUAUCUGCUCAAUGUUGGAGCAGAUACGAAGUGGAGAACGAGAAGUAACAUGCGCAAAUCGUAGCCUAAACGAACAAUCCAAUUUGAGCUCCAAUUAUUGUUAAUCACGUUAAAACUUCCUGAUGAUUUUAAAAACUAACUUUUUUUGAAUAAAAGAAAGACACAUAAGAACAACAA